CUUCCUGUUCCUGAUCACAGAGGAAGUCGUGUUUCUGUCCGGCACCGGUUCUUCCCGUCUGUCAGCGAAGGCUUCACUGCCUCAGUUCUGAUCAUGUUCUGGGUCAGAGACUGGACCAGGCUGAGGAGAGAACCGGUUCUGGUCCUCAGCAGAAGAACCGGGUCGGUGUAGAUGAUGUCACUGUUUGGAUAGUCAGCUCCUGAUUGGUUCAGGUCCAGUUUACACUGCGAGCAGAACUGUGGUUUUUAACUCCAGAACCUCCAGAACCUUUCCAGUCCAGUGACAUCCUCCAGAAAUCCUGAUGGACCAGAACCGUUUUCCCUCACACCUGAGGGACGACUCGUCCCCUGGGACACCUGUCCUCUGGUCCAGGUCCACCUGUCCUCUGACUGACUCUAGUUUCCAUUGUUUUGACUGUCUCAGGUGUUAAGCGUUAAGCCCCGCCCCCUUAACACAUGUGGGUUUUUCCCAGCCAGACCCUGAAGGCAGCACGAUGGAAACAUGAAGCAGGCUCUCACCUGGCUGGGCCUUGCAGGAACAAUAGGCCCCGCCCUCCUCACCUGCUCAGGUGUGUCAGUGUUAGCGGUCGGGCCGGUUCCUGCUGAGCAAGAGAAGCUUCUCACCUGGAGAACCGGACCGGGUCGGUUCCACAGAACCAUCAGGUCAGAAGUGAGUCCUGGUACCGGUGGUGCUGUGGACCGCAUGUGGGUCACCUGUUAAUCUGGGGACAAAUGUCCUUGAUGGAAGCUGGAUCGGGUCGGGUCGGUCAGUGAGCUGGGUUACCGGGUCCGAUCCAGUCCAGUCCGGGCGGCUGAGGAAACCCCGUGGCCCGGCAGCAUCCAGGACAUGGAGCUGAGGGAGGAGUGGCUGGACGACGGCUUCCCCAGGCCGCUCCUAGAGGAUACCGAGGGUCCAGCAGGAGGCGCCGCAGACUCAGCCCCGCCCACCAGCCUGGUCCCGUCGGGCGGGGGCGGGGCCAGGAAGCGGCUGACGGCGCCGGCCCUCAGCGACCCGAACAGCGACAGCUUCUCGGCGGCGGCACUGUCCGGGACGCCGGACGACUCGCUGUCACUGGACAUCAAGGUGGAGGACCUGGAGACGCCGUCUGGCAGCGAGUCGGGGACGCUGCCGGACGGCGUGCACGACCUGGAGUGGGAAGACGACCUGCCCGAGAUGGGGAGGGGGCGGUCCGUGGGCGCGGCGGAGCCCAGCGAGGGUCUGAUGGAGUUGGACCAGGUGGACCAACAUGGCCGCCGGUGGAGGCGGUUCUCCAUAUCCGGACAAGAGUACCAGGUCAACAUGAGCGUCCUGGAGCCAUACCUGCAGGUCCUGUCACAUGGAGGUUACUACGGAGACGGGAUGAACGCCAUAAUUCUGUUUACUUCCUGUUACCUGCCAGAGAACACAGUGGAGGACUAUGAGUACGUCAUGGAGAACCUGUUCAGGUACAUCGUGGGAACGCUGGACCUGAUGGUUUCAGAGAACUACCUGCUGGUCUACCUGUGCGCCAUGGCUCCCAGGAACAAGCUGCCAGCCAUCAAGUGGCUCCACCAGUGCUACACCUCCAUCGACAGGAGGUUGAAGAAGGACCUGAAGGGCCUGCUGGUGGUGCAUCCGGCCUGGUACAUCAAGGCUCUGAUCACACUGGUCAAACCCUUCAUCAGUGACAAAUUUAGCAGGAAGAUUCGCUUCGUUCAGAACCUGGAGCAGCUGUCGCAGUUCGUCCCCACAGACAGGCUGCAGAUCCCAGAGGCAAUCCGACAGUACGAUGAGAAGCUGAGAAGAUGAUGACCUCAGAUGACCUCUGACGGAUCAGACCGGGUGAAUGUGGAGGCCGAAGCCUGACCCUGCUGACCUUUGACCUGCUGGUUGUACAGACCUUCAGACUGUGGUUUAUUUAUGCUGCUUUGUUUAUGUUGGGAGUUUUUAAGGAACUCUUCCUGGGUCGGUUUUCCGGCUCAUCUCCAUGGAAUUGUGUCCAGGGCUGAUCUUCAUCAGCAGCUCCUCCUCCUCCUUCACUGCCUUCUCUCUACCUGACACCAACUUACUGUUUCCAUGGCAACGUUUGGUCUCAGCACCACCCAUAAAUCGUAGCAGCGCCAACAUGUGUAAUCUGGUUGAUGUGGUUGGUUCUGGUCUGGGUGUAGAUUGGGUUUCAUGAUGCAGGGGGCGGGGCAUCUGUGUAGGAGGUUCCUGAUUGGUUGUUCACCUGCUGCAGUAAUAAAAUAUUUUCAAGAUGC
Molecule: messenger RNA, 2240 nt
Organism: Xiphophorus couchianus (Monterrey platyfish)
Lineage: Eukaryota; Metazoa; Chordata; Actinopteri; Cyprinodontiformes; Poeciliidae
Product: bcl-2/adenovirus E1B 19 kDa-interacting protein 2-like protein
Exons: 10
Coding region: 847-1788 (313 amino acids)
Biological process (GO): apoptotic process
Cellular component (GO): cytoplasm
Source: RefSeq, a predicted model, not a curated record